Molecule: messenger RNA, 440 nt
Organism: Topomyia yanbarensis
Lineage: Eukaryota; Metazoa; Arthropoda; Insecta; Diptera; Culicidae
Product: small integral membrane protein 8
Exons: 2
Coding region: 58-336 (92 amino acids)
Source: RefSeq, a predicted model, not a curated record
UCCAUUUGUCAAUUUAUUAGCAAAAUUAAUCCUAGGAUAAUUAUUGAAAAUAAUAAUAUGGAGGAUGAACGGAAUAUAAAAUCAAAGGAAAAGCCGACUUCUUCACCUGGUGAUGGCAUAAGGUCGAUGCGUUCAACCAAUGUGUUCCGGGCUAUCAAUUUUGAGCUGUACGCAAAGCCAAAUGUCGUAAUCAUGGGUCUCGGAGUGGUAGCAAUUGGAAUAACCUUCGGAUACAUUGCCUACAUGCGUUCAAAGUACGAAGGUCUAGGAUAUUACACGGCUGUUCAGGAAGACGGAAAAGAGCUAUUUGUGAAAAGAAAGUCUAAAUGGGAAUAACAAAAUUGUUUUUGAUGGAAUUAAACUGUAGUACUUAUAUGCGUUUCAAACAUGCAUCGUCCUUCGAUCUUUACAUUCAAAAUUAGACUGAUUUCAAGAAAAGG